GCUCGCUCGCGCGCUACCUGCAGGACACCGCUGUGUCCAGCGUGGAGCAGCAACGUGCCGUUUUCCGUCUCGUGCCGAAACGACGUCAUUGGCAUUUCAAGAUGGCCGCGGACGAGGGCUGGAGGGACGGGAUCUUCUCAGCUGCGGGUUUUUAGCCUCCAAACUACCGCUCAGGACUGUUUCGCCGCUCCGUUUCGCCGGUAUGUUCGGGAUGAAAGGCGACAAGCGCGGAUGUGAUCAGACCGAUGAGCGUCGGCGUUGCUGUGGCGGAAGCGAGAGCGCGCUGGAGGAUGUAGAGGAGUAGUGGAGGCUGGCAGCGUCGGCCUGCGCCAGGCUGCUUCCGCUGGGCUUCAUCUGCUGUGAAGAAGUGGAGUCGGGGAGAUCGCUGACUCUGCAGGUUGCCUUGGCCUGAGGUUGUGAUGCACCCUUGAUGGACCUGCUGUGUCACUGGGAGGGCUGAUGGUGGAGUCAGCAGCUGGAGGCAGGGGUGCUGAGGAAGGGAGACUGCCCUACACUGCUGAUGGUCCCGGUAAGCAAGAGGAAAUGGACAGACUGGACUCUCAAACUGUAGCCCCGCAUGGCGAGAACGACGAAAGCUGUCAGACAGGAGAGGAGAGCAGGCGUGGCCGAGCUUCCGGUGGAGGAGUUCAGCGUGAUCAAGCUUUUGCGUGGACAGGGGAUGAACAGCAUCGGCAGGGCCAUACAGGUCCAGCUGUAGCAAAGCUUCCGAACGGUGAUGUGGAAUGUGUCUCUUGUACAGCGUCCAGAUGCGAUUCCUCUGAUCAAACUAACCCGGCUAGAUGUUGCUCUUUGGACAGAAAUGGCAAAGUGCUUGUUAAUGGUGAGUUAUUGUCAGGUUCUGAAUGUGCUUCUUUGAACGCUGAUGUAUCACCAGCAUCGUCCACUAGCUUUGUCUUGUGUGUUUCGAAACCUCAGUCACAUGACGCAACCCAUGAUAUGGGAGCAGCCCUGCACCAAAAUCAGGAUGUGUCCAGCAGUGUCAGGCUCACCUCAGGCUACACUUCCAGUAGUACGUUAUCCAGUCUGGUUCAAAGGGAAGCCACUAGUGGAGGUCAGGAAUCAGGAAUGACCUCUAAAAAUUGCUCUUCUGAAGCAGACUCUGAAUGCACGCUCCACUCUCUCCGGACUUUCUCCCAGAGGGAUUUCUGCAGUGAACCCCUUCCAUCGAAUCCUGAGGACAGGGAGUCGUGUCCUGGUCCUAAUGGACAACAAGAAGACAGCUUGACGUUAAAGGACGUGAGUCUGAACUCUAGAAACACAUAUGAAAUUAGCCGGCGCCAGAGCGCCCCAGACAACAUGCCCGGAGUCUUGACUGUGGCCUCUUCGGAUGCGGCACUGAAGCAGAAAAAACAAGGCCUCUCCGAAAUCUUCGGCAGGGGCCUGUUCUCCAGGAAGCAGAAGGAAGCCCAGAGUGCACCUGGUUGGAAGCUUUUUGGAAAGGUACCAUUGCGAGAAAGCCCUCCAAAAGACUCCAAGACCAUCCAGCAGGACAGUAACCCAGGCAAUCUCACAUCUGUAUCAACACCCAAUCUCUUAAGUGCAGGGGAGUAUGAGGCCAAGACCAGUAAAGGAGGUCACAGCCCGCCCCGGCCUUCCCAAGGACGGCGUAAGAACCUAGAGUUUGAACCUCUGUCCACCACAGCACUCAUAUUAGAAGACAGACCCUCCAACCUUCCUGCUAAGCCUGAGGAAGAAGCUCAGCGCCACCGGCAAGAGUAUGACGAGAUGGUGGCUGAGGCUAAAAAGAGAGAGCUGAAGGAGGCCCAGAAGAAGAAGCAGCAGAUGAAGGAGCGCUUUAAGCAGGAGGAUAACAUCUCCAGUGCCAUGGUUGUCUGGAACACUGAGAUCCUGCCCAACUGGGACAGCAUGCGUGGUUCUCGCAGGGUUAAAGAUUUGUGGUGGCAGGGCCUUCCACCAAACGUCCGGGGCAGAGUGUGGAGCCUGGCCAUCGGGAAUGAGCUCAACAUUACUCCAGAGCUGUAUGAGAUCUUCCUGUCCCGGGCCAAGGAGCGCUGGGGGACGUUUAGAGACACGGGCUGUGAGGUGGAGACAGAAGUAGAAAGCGGAACAUCAGUGGCAGACCGAGAGUCCAGCCUAGAUCUGAUCAAACUGGACAUUUCCCGCACUUUCCCCUCACUCUUCAUCUUCCAGAAGGGAGGGCCAUAUCAUGACCUCCUCCACAGCGUGCUUGGAGCCUACACCUGUUACCGGCCUGAUGUGGGAUAUGUCCAGGGCAUGUCCUUCAUUGCUGCUGUGCUGAUUUUGAACAUGGAGGAGGCUGAUGCGUUUAUCGCCUUCGCCAACCUCCUCAACAAGCCCUGCCAAAUGGCUUUCUUCCGAGUUGACCAUGAACUGAUGCUGAAGUACUUUGCAGCAUUUCAGGUAUUUUUUGAGGAAAACCUUCCAAGGCUGUUCAGUCACUUCCAAAGCUCCAACCUUACCCCAGAUCUCUAUCUGAUUGACUGGAUCUUUACCCUCUAUAGCAAGUCUUUGCCACUGGAUGUGGCAUGCCGUGUGUGGGACGUGUUCUGCCGUGACGGAGAGGAAUUCUUAUUCCGGACGGGGCUCGGCAUCCUGCGCCUGUAUGAGGAGGUUCUGCUAUGCAUGGACUUCAUCCACAUUGCCCAGUUCCUCACACGCCUGCCUGAUGACGUCUCUGUUGACCGCCUCUUUGGCUGCAUUUCUUGCACACAAAUGACCAGCAACAACCGCAAGUGGACCCAGGUAUUUAGUGCAUUAAUGAAGGACAAAGAAGUGGACAAAAGCAGCAGCCCUUCCCUGAAGAGCUCUUGACCCAUCUGUUCUAAACCUCUGUUCUUGAAAGGUUUUUAAUAAUGGCAGUGGUGUAAGUUAAAGCUUGCAGGCUUUAGAGCAGUAAAAGUCACAUUGACUGCAGUAAACUGGCUCUCUCUGGAACAGGUGCCAGGAUUAGACAAGCAGGAGGAAAACUGUGAUUUUUGUAGGGCUAGCUGUAGAACAUAAAGGAAUACACCAGCAUUCUUUGCAGCCUAAUCUCUUUGCCCCAUUCGUCACGUACUGAAAAUUGAAACAGACACAAACACCUUUCCUUGUACUUGUGCAGCUGCCCGUUGGCAUUUAUAGUGGAUCGAAAAACGAUCAAUAUCAGUAAUCAGUCAUAUUAGUGACAGAUUAGGUAGAAGAACUCUGGGGUAUCGCUUUAACUCUAUAUAAUCUGUAAACAGUUACUUUUUAAUUUGGUAUGUUCUCAGACAGGGCACACAAACGUGCACCAGGAGAAUGAGUGUGUUCCACCAGCCUCCAAAUGUGCUUGUAACAAUCAAGUUGUUUGCUGCAAUUUUAUUUUGGAGAAAACUCCGAAGAAAUGUUAAAUCAACAGCUGGCGUGCUGUAUAACAUUAGGCCAGUGCUCCUAUCGGUCAUCUCUAUUGUAAGGAAUCUAACUGUAUAGCUGCUUUUUUCACAUAUUGAAUACAUUGACUAAUAAUGUACUUGAAGCUGUGAUGCUUAUGAAGGAUAUUUGUUCUUAAUUCAGACAAACUGAUUUGUUUUUUGCAGUUAAGCUGAAAGUGGUCCAUAAUAAGCUUAAUAAGCACUUUCCUGGUCUAGCAGUUAGUGGCUGUUCCAUUCCGAGACUUUAUUCAGGUUUUUAUACAAAACCAAUGUGCAGUUUUCCAUCCCAUCCCAAAGGCUAAGUAACACUUAAAGGAGAAUUCAUGUGUUUUUCAACCUGAUCUCGAUCCAGUAAAUAAGACGUUUGGUAAUCAACAAUGUGUUACACAUUAGGCAAAUGAAGACAAGGUUGAAAUUCAUUGAAAUAUUCCUUUAAACUGUGCUGCUUUGGGAAAAAAAGGAAUGCACUUUCAAAUGUGUACAUAAUUUCCACUUGAGUAAAAUACAUCAAUGCAGCUAUUGGCAAAUGCAAAUAUACAGGGUGAUUCAAGAAGAUUCAUACGAUUAAAUGAUUUCUUUCACUUCUAAAUCAUUACAGAACAAUUUUAUUAACGAGUAUAUUAGGUCAUUUUAUUAUGUGAUUCUACAAGGGCUCAGUAUGAACCUCCUCCAGCUGUGUGGACAACAUUCGUGGGCUGGAGGUCAGGGAACUG
Pygocentrus nattereri (red-bellied piranha) is the source of this 4105-nucleotide messenger RNA. It is a transcript of the gene tbc1d12b, whose product is annotated as TBC1 domain family, member 12b. NCBI's taxonomy places the organism in Eukaryota, Metazoa, Chordata, Actinopteri, Characiformes, Serrasalmidae. The coding region runs from base 460 to 2814 and encodes 784 amino acids. The transcript has 15 exons. The record is from RefSeq and is a predicted model, not a curated record.